AUGGCUGAAAGGAUUCCGAACACGGUCGUGGACCAGUCGGCUGCACUCGCUUUCCAGAUUGGAGUAUGUCUGGGGAAAAUCGCUCGAUUUGCUGAAGCUGAACGUCACCUGAAAAUCGCCAUUGAGCUCAGUCCGCAGAAUGCCAUGUAUCAUGCGAACCUAGGAGUCCUGUAUCAGCGCUGGGCACGAUAUGACUUGGCUGAGAACUCCUAUAUCCAGGCUUUGCUUGAUAGACUUCAGAGACGCAAUCGAUCAAAUGGAAUCUACGGGCAGUUCAGGAAAAGCUUAACAGGACCAGACAGAGUGAUAGGGCCAACACAUAUUUGUAAUAGCCCCCCCAUUCAGAGCUUUCACUGA
Cooperia oncophora is the source of this 357-nucleotide messenger RNA. The record is from the annotation of a GenBank genome assembly. NCBI's taxonomy places the organism in Eukaryota, Metazoa, Nematoda, Chromadorea, Rhabditida, Trichostrongylidae.